Nematostella vectensis (starlet sea anemone) is the source of this 6497-nucleotide messenger RNA. RefSeq lists its product as uncharacterized. Gene Ontology annotation, cellular component: membrane. The coding region runs from base 138 to 6272 and encodes 2044 amino acids. The record is from RefSeq and is a predicted model, not a curated record. The transcript has 45 exons. NCBI's taxonomy places the organism in Eukaryota, Metazoa, Cnidaria, Anthozoa, Actiniaria, Edwardsiidae. Gene Ontology annotation, biological process: transmembrane transport; potassium ion transport. Gene Ontology annotation, molecular function: protein-containing complex binding; voltage-gated potassium channel activity.
AUGAUGCAAUCAAGCUUGCAUGGUAAUUACUUCUAAAGAAGGAUGCCGGAGUGCGACCGGCUCAGAAGGGCACCGUAAAAGAAAUGUAAAAUGUGGCCAUAAUGUAGUCUUUUCUAGCCACUCGAUCACCUAAACUUAUGGCAGAAGAAACACUAGAUCAUGUUGAAGUCUCUUUUCAGGGCUUCUCUGCCAUCGACCUCGCGGAAGCCCCGAGCACUGAUGGAUUCACCAUUCAUCCACGCUCGCGCUUGUUCCGAGCAUGGGACUCUAUCAGUGUGUUUCUCUGCUACCUGACAUCUAUUUUAGUAACGUACCAAGCUAGUUUCGACUCAAGUGUCCAAACUUUUAUGGCUUUGGGGUACAUGCUUGAUUUGAUAUUUCUUUCUGAUAUGGUGUCGCGGUUCUACUUGGCAUACUACGAAAAAGCAAAGCUCAUAACAGAUCGGCGGCUCAUCAGACAAGAGUAUCUUCGUGGGCCUUUUGUGUGGCAUCUACUUUCCAUUCUACCAUUGGAUGUACUGGUGUUGGCGCUUCAGAGCGAAGAAAUGAUGUGGCAUCAAGCGCUGAGCCUUUUGAGGCUGAACCGUCUGCUCAGGCUUCAUCGUCUUGUUGAGUACUUUGGCGCUCGCGAGAAGGAUAUACGUUCCAGCACAACAGUCAUUCGUUCCAUGAAAUACUCUGCAAUGGCGACACUGCUGAUCCAUUUUCUCGCAUGUGGGUGGUUUGUGCUUGCAUGUGAUAACGAAGGUGCAAAGAAUCCCAAAUGCCUCAAAGAAAGUUGGAUGAGCCUUCAAAAAGUAGAGGGACUCGCCCUGGAAACUAUUGGAUCAAAAUAUAUGACAGCACUCUAUUGGGCGACUGCAACAGCUACUUCAACAGGUUAUGGAGAUGUUUAUGCGACCAAUGAUAAGGAGAAGUGGUUCUCAGUGCUUGCUAUGUUGCUCGGGAUUUCGAUGUUCUUCGGGCUGAUGCUAGGUGGAAUGGCGUCUAUUGUCAACAAUAUGGAUAAAAUGCGGGCUCACUACAUUCAACAUCUUGCCGCUAUCAAAGCCUAUAUGGAUGAUGCCAACAUCACUGAAGACGUUCAAGAACGCGUUCUCACGUACUACGAAUACAUGUGGUCGACCUCGCAUGGAGUUAGCACUGCCGAUCUUUUCUACGAUAUGCCUUCCGUCUUUCAGGCAGAGCUCGCCAUUGACAUCAAUAAACAUUUCUUUGAGAAGGCGCAUGUGUUCAAGGAAGUAAGCGAUGCUUGUAAGCGAAUGAUUGCUAUGUGCAUCAAGCCAACCUUUUUUAUGCCGAGUCAGAUGAUUGUCAAGAAAGGCGAAACAGGGCAGAGCAUUUGCUAUAUUCACAAAGGCAAAGCUGAGAUCUACGACGAUGAUGAUAUUACACAAAGCAUUGUUUUGGAAGAAGGUUACAUCUUUGGCGAGGUUAGCUUGGUGUAUAACAUGUUACGUGCGAGUAACGUGCGCGCCCUCUCACCUUGCGUCGUCUUCAUCCUGAAUCGUGACGACAUGAACAAAGUCCUUAAACACUACCCAGAAGAUUUUGCGCAUUUGCUCCACGCGGUGGAUCACCGAUGCGAGAUCGUGGAACGAAAGAGAAAAUCCUCGUUGAUCCUCGAUCUGAACCAAGCGGAAGCGAACAAAUGGCUCAUUGGUAAAAUGGGAGCCAAAGCCGUUCACCUUGGUGACAGCUGGUGGGAACGUGUGAAGAACCGCGUGAUAUCGCCUCAUUCCCGUGGUUUUGCCAUCUGGGAGAAGAUCCACAUCUCCGUGUUGAUCCUUGUCUGUUUCUUGUACUCCUUCAUCGCGUCAUUCAGCAUUGUUUUUCAUAAACUCGGCUAUGGCGAAAGCAUCGGUACCAACCUCCUUCUCGCGUUUUCAUAUCUCUUGGAUUUUGUCCUGGUCGCCGACUUCUUGUUACGAUUCAAUCUUGCAACUGCGGUUACCAAUGAUCUCAAGGAGAUCCGUGCUAACUACAUCCGCACCAAGUUGUUCUGGCUGGAUCUUGUCGCUAUUCUCCCCAUCGAAGUAUUGGCGGUUUUUAUGCCGGCCAAACAUCUACAAUGGCAUGCCCUCUCGUUCCUCAAGCUGAAUCGCCUCCUCAAGAUCGGACGACUAAUAUCAUACUUCAACGAUCUAGAGAACAGAUUCGGCGCGAACGUGGGAAAUGUGCGCUCCAUCAAGUUUGGCUUCUACAUUCUGAUAAGCACUCACAUCUGCGCAUGUCUCUGGUUUGUGGAGUCAUGCUAUGGUAAAGGGUGUAAGCACGGCAGCUGGGCCACCGACGUGAUCCAAGUUUCGGAUCCUGUUGGUUUAUCGGAGUAUAUUGCAAGCAUGUACUGGGCGGCGGCCUCCAUGAGUUCUACUGGUUACGGCGACAUACACGCCCACGAUAACGCCAGCGAAAUGCUCUCCAUCAUCGUCAUGUUAACUGGAAUGCUGCUAUACGGCUACUUCAUGUGCAGUUUCUCUGCUACCAUUGCCCAUACUUUUGCUCCGAAGACAAAGUUUUACGAGCGCAUUCUCUCACUCCGGGAGUUUUUGGCUAAACACAACAUCGCCAACUCACUCAUUCAGCGGACUGAAGACUACCUAACUACCCUCUGGGAGAUUGGAAGGGGCGAGUCUAUCCCCGGAUCAAAGCGCCUUAUGGACGACAUGCCGUUAGUCCUACAACAAGACGUAUGUGAGCAGGAAUCCACAGAUAUUCUCAGAGAGGUCCCGCUGUUUAUAGAAUGCGACGAAAACUUCAUUAAGCAGCUGUCCCUAUGUACAACCUCCUACAUAUUCAAACCAGGUGAUUACAUCGUGUACGCUGGUGACAUGGGCCGGGAAAUGUACUGCAUCAGAAGAGGCCAAGUGAACAUCUUGAACGACGAGGAUGAAGUGGUUGGAACUCUGGGACCUGGAAGUUUCUUUGGCGAGAUCGGUCUUGUCUGUGGAGAGAGUCGUGUGUACACUGUGCAGUGCAAGACGUAUUGUCAAACCCUGAUGCUCACCAAACAUGACAUGGACAAAGUUCUUGGCGACUUUCCCCUGCUCAGAAGAGAAAUCAACGAGAGUGGUGACCGACACGUAGGAAGCAAGAUCCUCGAGCAGAGUAAACCAACGCCAUCUAAAUUAACUCAUCGCCAGUCGCUUGUGGCAUCUUACCAGGGACAAAGGUCUCGUGAUGCGUACAGGAGAAGGCUGAUGGAUGUCCAAAGUAGUAAGAAGAUCAUGACGAUCGCGGAGGAGGAUGUCGAUGGAGAUGAUACCAAGUCAACGGGUGGUGACUUUGUCGCGGAUACGUUUGACACCGAGGAGGAGUUCAAGAGACCUUACCGCAAAUUGCACAUCAUUCCACGAAUUUUCGCCUAUCUACUGAUGAGGAAGGGAAUCUCCCCAGAUCAGCUUUGGUUACAACUCUGGCAGGGCGUUACCACCACGAUUGCUGGAGUUUACGUCUCGACACUCGGUCUCCAAGCUGCUAUCCUCCACGUGGACACCACCUUCUGGGUGCUACACUACGUCUUCGAGCUUGUUUUCCUUGUAGACAUCUACAUCAAGUUCCACGUUGGUUAUUACAAUGAGAACAAAGUCUUGGUCACUCAUCCAAUCUUCACAGCAAGACGCUAUCUACGGACAAACUUUCUUCUGGAUGUCCUAUGCUGCUUUCCUACCGAGAUAUUCGUACUCGCAGUUCUUCCCAUUGACAAAGCUAUCAUGCGUGUGCUAGCCUUCGCUCGCCUUAACCGAUGCCUCCACUUCUACCGCUUGGUCCAGUUCUUUAGCUACAUGGAAGAGCCUCUGGGAAGUCGAGCCAACUUCUACAGGCAGUUAAAGUUUGUGAUCUACAUGUCAAUCUUCACGCAUUACAUGGCCUGCGGGUGGUUUAUCCUUGCUUGUGACGGGCAAAUAGAUGGCAGCCAUAUUUGCAGAGAGGGAUUCUGGGCUAUGAGCUCCAGCCAUUCGCUCAAAAAAGGCGAUCCUGUGUUUAAGAAGUAUCUUCUCAGCUUCUACUGGGCUGCGGCCACUUGUGCGUCUGUUGGGUAUGGAGACAUCCGCUCAUACCAGGUGUCAGAGAUGGCAUACUCGUUUGUGUUCAUGAUUUUCGGCAUCGUGUUCUACGGGUACAUCGUGGCUAGUGUAGCCGCUGGUCUGGCUAACGCAGAUGCACAGAGAGCUCGCUUCCAGGAGAGACUGACUACAAUUGGGCACUUCUUAGACGAAGAAAAAGUUCCAAAGGAUGUUGCUGAACGCAUCACACGACACUAUGCUUACAUGUGGGAAAGGAAUCGAGGCGUUGACGAGAGCUCACUUUUCCAAGGCAUACCACUCGCGAUGCACGCCGAUAUUACGUCAUCGCUGUACCAUGAAGUAAUCGAAAAGGUGCCGCUAUUCAAAGGCAAGGAGCAUGGUUUCCUCAAGUUGCUGUCGAUGUACAUGCGACCUAUUUACUUCUUAGCCAAAGAGUACAUUGUGCGUCAGGGCGAGAUCGGCCACGAGAUGUACUUUAUUCAGAAGGGUGAUGUGGAAGUUCUUGACAGAGAUGGUAACGCGCUAGCGGUCCUAGGCCCGGGAAGCUUUUUUGGUGAAGUCAGCGUAUUGUUCAACACUCCGCGCACCACUAGUAUCAGAACCCGGACGAACUGUGACGUGUACUUGCUAAUGAAGGAAGACAUGACGGGCGUGUUAUCCCACUAUCCGGAGAUCAAGGAGGAGAUGAUUCGCAUUGCUGAGGAGAACGAGCUGAGGAUUCAGGAACGCGUAGCUGAAAUUGACAAAAAUGAACCGGCGGCUGAAGCCGUUGGGGAUGAUGACGUCAUCGUUGAUGUCGAGGUUGAGGAGCAAGGCCCCAGUCCACCUAACUUUUGCACGUCCAUCUUGAACUUCCUGUGGAAGAAGCUUAGCGAGUUCGUGAUCGAACCGGAGAGCAAGUUGCACUUCAUCAGAUUCCUCAACUGCGCCCUCAUUUUUCUGACCAGUAUCACCAUAACGUUCUGUGUUGCCUUCCAAGAGCACGGCAUCUACUUCUUCUUCUUCCAAUACUUUUGUGAAUUGUCUUUCUACGUUGAGAUAUUCUUCAGGUUUAAUAUGGCUUACCGUCUGCCUACUGGUGAACUUGAGACUGACCAGCGCCGCAUUGCAAUACAUUACGUGAAAAGUGGCUUCGUCUUUGACUUGGUGGCUUCCUUCCCAUUCGAGAUCUUCGCCCUUGCAGCACCCGGCCGGAACAUGCUCGAAGUGAUGUCCUACUUGAGGUUGACCCAUCUCCUCCGAAUCCGUCGCCUCUCGCAGUUCUUCGAGGAAUACGGCUACAAACUUAACAUCAACGUAUUCUACGUGCGCAUGACUAAAUUCGUCUUGUACGUGAUUCUGACUGUUCACAUGUUCGCGUGUGGUUGGUACUUCAUGGACUGCCCCGGCAAUUGGUGCGACCCUAAAGAACGUUAUUGGCUUGACGAUCACGGGCUUCGAGGCAAAGCGGGCCUGACAAUCUACAUUUCAUGUCUGUAUUGGGUCGUAACGUCCGUUACCACCACUGGCUAUGGAGACAUCCACGCUGACAACAACAACGAAAUGAUGUACGCGACCUUUGUGAUGAUCGGCGGGAAGCUGCUGUUCGGUUUUAUCCUCGGUAACAUCGCCUCCACACUAUCUAACUUGGAGAUGAAACAGAUUGCCUAUGUGCAGAAACUCCAAUCGAUCACGAGCUACCUUACAAAGGAGAAUACAUGCCAAGUGCUGAGAGAUCGAGUCCUGAAUUUCUACGAAUUUCUCUGGAUGAAGCAUAAGGGUACAGAUUUAAACAAUCUCUUCUUUGAUCUUCCUCUGUGUCUCCAUGGCGAUCUUUCCAUGGUUUUAGUUGGUGAUAUCCUUAAGAAGGUGCCAGUUUUUAGGGAAUGCAGCGAUGCGUUUAUUCGCCUCUUGAGUGUCAAGGCGCGACCAAAGAACUAUCGCGCCACAGACUACAUUUUGCACAAGGGAGACAUCGGACAACAGCUUAUCAUCAUCAAGAGAGGAACGGCGGAAGUAAUCACUGGUGAAGACCCGGAAGUGAUUCUACCUCUAGAAGAGAUGUCCUUUUAUGGAGAUCGUUACCUACUAGCCCCAGGCCCUCACCUGGAAACUCUGCGUGCUGUUACUAACGUGGAUGUGUUUAUCCUGGAGAGAAGCGACUUGGACGAGAUUUUGUUGUUUGACAAAGCCACAGAACAGCGUGUCCGAGAAGCAGGAGAACGCUGCCUACUAGAGCGAAAAGAAUCUGAGAAAAACCUCUAAUCCUAAAUCCUUAUACCUAGUAUAUUUAUCUGAUGUCAAUACUAUAUCUGUCUUGAUUUUUUUUUAUGUUAUUUUACAGUUUACAGAGACAAUCAGCAAUCUUUUUUAUUCUAUAGGAAAACAGUCUUUAUAAUGAUUUUAAUUGUUGACGCUUUUAUACACCCUGUUCAACACUCAAACAUAAGUCAGGAAAUCCACCGGAAUAAAUUCGAAUUGUGUCAAAAA